Messenger RNA from Pollicipes pollicipes, 1309 nucleotides. RefSeq names its product casein kinase I. Bases 173 to 1309 code for a protein of 378 amino acids. Lineage: Eukaryota; Metazoa; Arthropoda; Thecostraca; Pollicipedomorpha; Pollicipedidae. Gene Ontology annotation, biological process: protein phosphorylation. Gene Ontology annotation, molecular function: ATP binding; protein kinase activity. The record is from RefSeq and is a predicted model, not a curated record. The transcript has 8 exons.
CUUGGCAUUGUAUCGUGCCAGUGCGUGGGGUUGGAGGAUUUGAUGCGUGUGUGGGAAGCAUAGCAGUGUUAGGGAUGAUCGAGGCACUCAGGGUCCAAAUUUAGAAGUCAAGGUGUUGUUCUCAAGUGCUCGCAAGACCCGGAGACCGGGCAACGGAGAAAAAAGCAGAGAAAUGGAGCUCAGAGUCGGCAACAAGUAUCGAUUAGGUAGAAAAAUUGGCAGUGGAUCGUUCGGCGAUAUUUACUUAGGUACAAAUAUAUCGACUGGGGAGGAGGUGGCCAUCAAGUUAGAAAGCCUUCGAACGAAACAUCCUCAGCUUUACAUCGAAUCUAGAUUUUACAAGAUGCUUCUAGGUGGAGUCGGGAUCCCGGUAGUAAAAUGGUACGGCACUGAAGGCGACUACAACGUCAUGGUGAUGGAGCUGCUGGGUCCCAGUCUAGAGGACCUCUUCACCUUCUGUUCAAGGAAGUUCUCACUGAAGACGGUGCUGCUGCUGGCCGAUCAGAUGAUCACACGCAUCGAGUACACGCAUUCGCGGAAUCUGAUCCACCGCGAUGUCAAGCCCGACAACUUCCUCAUGGGCCUGGGCAAGAAGGGCAACCUGGUCUACAUCAUCGACUUCGGCCUGGCAAAGCGGUUUAUCAACGAGAGGACCCACAUCCACAUUCCGUACAGAGAGGACAAGAACUUGACAGGAACGGCACGCUACGCCUCCCUCAACACUCACAUCGGCAUCGAGCAAAGUCGAAGGGACGACAUGGAGUCACUGGGCUACGUGCUCAUGUACUUCAACCGAGGCUCGCUGCCGUGGCAGGGCCUCAAGGCCAACACCAAGCGGCAAAAGUACGAGAAAAUCAGCGAGAAGAAACUCACCGUGCCCAUCGAAGAGCUCUGCAAGGGGUUCCCAGGAGAGUUCACCGCCUACCUGAAGUGCUGUCGUGCCCUGUCUUUCGACGGCCGGCCGGACUACUCGUUCCUGCGCCAGCUCUUCCGCACCGUGUUCCACCGGGAAGGCUUCACCUACGACUACGUCUUCGACUGGAACAUGCUCAAAUUUGGCGGCUCGAAGAAGACCGAGAGUGAGGAGCGCGACCGGCGCCACCGGAGCGGCCACGCCGGCGCGCACCGGCUGGCCGGCGCGUCGCCGGCGCCCGCACCAGCCGCCCUGGGUGAGUCCGCCGCCGCCGCUGCCGCCGCCCGCCGAUCCCGCUCCUCUCGUCCGCCGCUCCCACUGGACCGCCCUCCGCCUGAACCACCGCCCGAACACUGCCCGAACACCGCCCGAACACGGCCCGAACAUCCGGGCUGA